Molecule: messenger RNA, 1755 nt
Organism: Schizophyllum commune H4-8
Lineage: Eukaryota; Fungi; Basidiomycota; Agaricomycetes; Agaricales; Schizophyllaceae
Exons: 3
Coding region: 150-1670 (506 amino acids)
Source: RefSeq, a predicted model, not a curated record
CCAUCUUGUCCUCUCACCCUAUCUUGAAACGUGAAGCUCAUCGCAUUGAACUAUCUUCUCCAUACCUCCAUCGUGCUCCGAGCUUUCGAUUCCUCUCGAUCUUCCGAACGUGUGCCAGAUCACACCCUCGCAUAGACCCGCCACUCGUCAUGCAAUCCGUCGAAGCUGCCCUCAACGACGCGCGGGCCAUCGCCAAUGCUCGAUUACACCGUACACCCUUCGUGCCAGCUGACCAGGACUCAGUCAUCAUGCGAGAUAUGGCUCAAAAACUGCGCGAUCUGGGCGACGAGAUAGACGUCCAGAUUCAAAAACUCAAGGGGCAAAGAAGCGCUGUAAAUGCUCAGCUGGAGAUGCACGACGCCCUCCUUUCCCCGCAUCGUCGUCUCCCUCCCGAGAUAUGGUCCGAAAUCUUCUUCCUCGCUCUCCCCGACGAUUGGGAACACAGAUCUGCUAGUCGACGAGUGCUCCACUCUGCGCGCGUGUGCGUGAUGUGGCGCAGCAUCGCACUGAGUACGCCGCGUCUUUGGACGACAUUGGUUUUCGACACUACUAAAAGUCCGCUCGCAAAGCAUGUGAAUAGCGUAGCCCAAGUGCUGGAUCGCACCGCCCAGGCCUCUCUGGAUCUUACCGUCAGCAUGGCCAUACCAUUCACGUCUUCCGCUAGACCACAGAAAUACUGGAGCAACGACGCCUGGUCAAUUCUGUGUUCGCAAUCCCAUCGGUGGAGCCGGUUGUCUCUGGACAGCAUACCCUUCGAGGCGUACCUGUCUCUUGCAUCGCAUUCAUUCCCUUUGCUGCGCUCGCUUUCCAUAGCCUUAGACCACUGCGACGACAACGAUCCAGCUGCAGAGGUCCCAUUGGACGUCUUCCGGAAUGCCCAGGGCGUUCAGGCUCUCCAUGUUCGCUAUUACACGGAACCACCCACAUUGGUGCUGCCCCCAUCAUGGACCAUUACCGAAUUCACCAUCACCUGUGGCGACUACCCUGGAGAUGGAAAGGAGCCUUCUGUGCAGCCGUGUAUGGGGGCUUUGGUGGCAUGUAGCGGGACACUGCGCAAGCUCACGAUUUCUGCGGACUGCGUCGGAACAUUGCCUAAUUCGCUCAUGACCUUCCCAGUCCUGGAGAACUUGCGCCUCGAUGGUGACGACGUCUCAGUCUGCAGCGCAAUCUCUGCGCCUCGGCUGAGAGUCGUGACUUUAGCGAGCGAUGGCCUGGUAGAAUUCACCCCCGAUGUGCUGCAGAGUCUUGAGACCUUGUCACGUAACUCGUUGGGAUGCAAGGCUCUGCGAUCCCUUGCUCUGCUGAACAUCAUGGGCUUGGACCCCUCGGCAUUUGUCGCGUGCUUGCACCAUUUCCCGCAGCUCACGGAGCUCAAGCUAUCGCAUCCCGAGGACACCGAGAUAGACGAUGAUUCGCCAUUGUCAUUCGAGAUGCUGGUGACGCUCUCGCGGGAUAACGGAGAAUAUGACAGCCUCACCUUCCUUCCCAACCUCCAGCAUCUGCACCUCAUCUUCAACGGUAUGGUGUACAUCGACGACGUGGAUUCCGAUUUUGGAGAGUUGAUUUGGGAGAUUGUCAGAUCAAGGGAACACCCACGGGUAGUGGAAGGAGCAGCUCUGGGUCGCCUCGAAAAGCUCAUUACUGAUGUUGGAACACUGUCAUACCCAUGACGUCCGUCUAACUGAUUUUGUCCGAUGAAUUUGAUGAAUGUAUCUACUGGUAAUCGCAAUAUAUGUGUGCGUUGGGACUCUUGAG